Messenger RNA from Argentina anserina (silverweed cinquefoil), 1781 nucleotides. RefSeq lists its product as uncharacterized. The record is from RefSeq and is a predicted model, not a curated record. NCBI's taxonomy places the organism in Eukaryota, Viridiplantae, Streptophyta, Magnoliopsida, Rosales, Rosaceae. The coding region runs from base 59 to 1531 and encodes 490 amino acids. The transcript is spliced from 8 exons.
ACACACGGAGUUGAGAGUUGAGUGAGAAAACAUUACGAUCGAGCUAGUUUAAGAAAAAAUGUUGAAAGUGAGUUUCUUAAUGUUGCUUGCCAUGGCUUUGGCAGCGACUGGUGUUCAUGCUCGCUUAGACCUAUUUGCAAUUGGUCAGCUGCUUACCCCUAAUACCCAACCAGACCAGAAUGUUGGAUGCCAGAAGAUUCCAUUUUUACUGUGCGAUCGUGUCUGUGAUGCUUGCGUUUGCGAUAGGAGUGCGCCAGAAAUUUCACAGUGCACUUGUGCACAAUGGAAAACGUUUGGAGAACAUCCGAGAUCCGACGGAGCACAGGUCCAGGUGAUUGAAAAAGAAAAAUCACAAAUUACAGUAGAGUCAGCUUCAGGAACCAUUCCAUAUACAGAAUGCAUCAAAACCUGCGAUGAAUGUUUCUGCACCAUGAUGUGGCCUCCGGAGAGCAAUGUGUGCAUUUGCAACAACCACAAAAAAUCCAAGAAACCAGCUGCUGUGGCCAAAGAAGUGAUCGACGGAGCACAAGUCCAGGUGAUUGAAAAAGAAAAAUCACAAAUUACAGUAGAGUCAGCUUCAGGAACCAUUCCAUAUACAGAAUGCAUCAAAACCUGCGAUGAAUGUUUCUGCACCAUGAUGUGGCCUCCGGAGAGCAAUGUGUGCAUUUGCAACAACCACAAAAAAUCCAAGAAACCAGCUGCUGUGGCCAAAGAAGUGAUCGACGGAGCACAGGUCCAGAUGAUUGAAAAAGAAAAAUCACAAAUUACAGUAGAGUCAGCUUCAGGAACCAUUCCAUAUACAGAAUGCAUCAAAACCUGCGAUGAAUGUUUCUGCACCAUGAUGUGGCCUCCGGAGAGCAAUGUGUGCUUUUGCAACAACCACAAAAAAUCAAAGAAACCAGCAGCUGUGGCCGAAGAAGUGAUCGACGGAGCACAGGUCCAGGUGAUUGAAAAAGAAAAAUCACAAAUUACAGUAGAGUCAGCUUCAGGAACCAUUCCAUAUACAGAAUGCAUCAAAACCUGCGAUAUAUGUUUCUGCACCCUGAAGUGGCCUCCGGAGAGCAAUGUGUGCAUUUGCAACAACAACAGAAAAUCAAAGAAACCAGCUGCUGUGGCCGAAGAAGUGACCGCAGAAUUGCAUAGUGAAUUGGACUUGGUCUCCAAGCCGGUUGCAAAAUCAGUAGGAGGCUGGAUUCCAUAUCCGAAAUGCAUGAAAAAAUGCGAUGAAUGUGUGAUUUGUACUAAAAAUUAUCCAAUUGAGGCGGCACUGUGCUAUUGUGGUAAAAAGACUGCUUCCAACUCCAAGAAACCAGCACUCGAAUAUGCGGAAAAAUUGCUUACAAAAUUGGACGUAGUCGCCAUACCAGUUGCAAAACCAGUGGGAGGCUUUAUUCCAUACCCAGAAUGCACGGAGAAAUGUGAUGAGUGUGUGAUUUGCACAUUAAUUUAUCCAAUUGAGAAAGCAUUAUGCUACUGCGGUAUGAAGACGAAAGCUGAAGGCAGAGCCCUCCCCAUCUCGCUAUCCGAGUAACUUGCCAGCUUGGUUGCUAAGUGCAUGUUCUUCCCCAAAUAAUCGAUCGAGUUCGUUGAUAAAUAAUAGGGCCAUAAUAUGUUGGGAUUACUCCUACGUACUAUUGAUGCCCUGGACUUCCUUUCAGCCCCCUUAAGGACUAAUUAAGGCCAGGCUUUAGUUAGUUGUUAUGCACAAUAAGCUUGCAUUUGUCUGCCUAUAUGUAAGCGGUCCGGAUUAUGUUAUGUAUUGAUGUUGAUAGUUUCUUUCA